Molecule: messenger RNA, 1015 nt
Organism: Mastomys coucha (southern multimammate mouse)
Lineage: Eukaryota; Metazoa; Chordata; Mammalia; Rodentia; Muridae
Gene: Atp6v1g3
Product: ATPase H+ transporting V1 subunit G3
Exons: 3
Coding region: 132-488 (118 amino acids)
Biological process (GO): proton transmembrane transport
Cellular component (GO): vacuolar proton-transporting V-type ATPase complex
Molecular function (GO): proton-transporting ATPase activity, rotational mechanism
Source: RefSeq, a predicted model, not a curated record
CAAGUUUGGAACAAACAGCUCUGUAUUCGCUGUUGGCAAAACAAGCUGAGUUCUGGGGUGAUCCAUUAGACGAUAAAAGGGGCCAUGUGUCCCAGCUUCCACCGAAGUCACCUUCCUUGGAGCCACACACCAUGACCAGCCAGUCUCAGGGCAUCCAACAGCUCCUGCAGGCAGAGAAGAGGGCCAAGGACAAGCUAGAUGAAGCAAAGAAAAGAAAAGGAAAGCGAUUGAGGCAAGCUAAGGAAGAAGCCGUGGCAGAGACGGAUCAGUACAGAAUGCAGAGGGAGAAGGACUUCCGCCUGAAGCAGGCUAAGAUAAUGGGCUCUCAGAGCCACCUCGUGGAUGAAAUAGAAGAGCAAACGCUAGAGAAGAUCAAAGAAUUGAACGGAAGCUACAACAAGAGUGUGGAAAGCGUGAUUAAGCAGCUAUUGAGCAUGGUGUGCGACAUGAAACCAGAAGUCCAUGUGAACUACAGAGCCACCAACUGAAUGUGCUCCACACUUGCAAGUCCAUAGGGAUAGAGUGGGAGACAUGUUCUGUUAAUAUUAAGGCACUGUAACUGUGCACCUGAAGUUUACUACAAACUUUCAUGUCACAUAUUUCAUAUAUGGCACAGAAUUAGAAAAUAAGUAACAUGGCAUCAUUUCUUCUGGGUGGCACUUAAUAUGAAGCAAGUUAAAGAAAGGGAGGAACUUGAUUUCUAACACUUAACAAUCACUCCAGUAUAUUUUCACACUUCCUUUUAUUGGUUUAGAAGAUGCUUUAUUAGGUAGUCUUUCUAUAAAAUAAUUUUUAAGAGAACAUAAUUUUGACUCUUAGAUACGUCUGAAAUGAAUAUGCAAAGACUUGAUUUAAUUAAUUAAUCAAUGAGAAAACCCUAGUACUUCAUUGUCAGUUCAAAAGGCAUUUCUAAACUGUAUGUAAGAACAGAGACAGAAACAAAUAAUGUUACAAGUCACCUUAGAAUAAAUGAAUCUGCCAGGCAGUGUUGGUGCACGUCUAUAAUCCCAGCACU